Polyodon spathula (Mississippi paddlefish) is the source of this 4380-nucleotide messenger RNA. Its product is annotated as cAMP-specific 3',5'-cyclic phosphodiesterase 4D-like. The record is from RefSeq and is a predicted model, not a curated record. The coding region runs from base 1593 to 3725 and encodes 710 amino acids. Gene Ontology annotation, molecular function: 3',5'-cyclic-AMP phosphodiesterase activity. Lineage: Eukaryota; Metazoa; Chordata; Actinopteri; Acipenseriformes; Polyodontidae. Gene Ontology annotation, cellular component: cytosol; nucleus; perinuclear region of cytoplasm. The transcript is spliced from 16 exons. Gene Ontology annotation, biological process: signal transduction.
CAUCUGUAUCUUCUGAUCCUGUACAUCAUGUUGCUAAUCUAGAGAACAAUUUGUCCUGUUCAAAUCAAAUUUAACAUCUGUGAAUUGAGUUACAUUGCUAGUUUUUAAGAUUGCCCAACAUUUCUCAGUGCGGCUGUAAAAAUGCUGUAAAGAUACACAGAAAAUGUUAAAUUCAUAUUAUGAGAGAGGUACUUUACCCAUUACAGUGUUUUCUUUUCAGAUGACCUAGCAUCUAAUGUUACUUGUAGGUCACACUACAGUUGACUUGUAGCACGAAGUGUGUACUGUAUAAUAUGUUAAACCUUUACCACACUGGCACCCACAUUUUUCAUUCUCCUCUUUUUAUUCAGAUCAUCAGAUUAACAGAUUGGCUAAUCCAUUUAGUAUUGCAGUCUCACAGUAGCUAUCAAAUGACACUUUAAUUCAAAUCAAUAAAACACUGCAUACAGCAGACAGUAUUUUGGGGCAAUCUCUCUCUGUGGCACAUAUUCUAAGUAUCUUUUAUUUAUGAGUGGAAACCCACACUUCAUGAAUCAUGACUAAUUGUAGCGUUGUUCUCCUUAGUGUUGUUUUGAAUUUAAGCAAAAGUCUAAACAUAAUUUUGCAGUGUCUCUGUUGAGCUUUGGGCAUUUCAUUACCUAACAUCCCCUGAAAUUCCAGACUUCAGCUUGUUAAUAUGUACUUUCUCAGAACAGCUUAGUAGCUUAUUAUCAACAUACUAAAUUUCAGACUUUAGGUACAGCUGAUUUGCUCUUUUAGAACUGUCAUAUGCAUAACCAUCACAUUGUUCAUGCUAUUGUAGUUCCAGAAGUGAAAUGUCCUACUAGUUUCUGUUUGUGGUAAUUAAAAAAAAAAAAAAAAAAAAAAAGAAGUGUCUUAUAUACUCAAUGGUGUGUGAUUGUACUUUGCUAAUGAAGAGGUUUCACAGUGAAUUAACCUCCUUGGAGUUCAAUUUCUCCCUCAUUGAUGUCAACGAUUCAGAGAAGGAAGUUUGCUGUCUACAUUCAUCUGCCCCAUGAUCAGAGAGUCUCUCUCUCUCUCUCUCUCUCUCUCUCUCUCUCUCUCUCUCUCUCUCUCUCUCUCUCUGUCUCUCUCUGUCUCUCUCCCCCUUAUGGAGAUCUAGUCAUGCCGAGAAUGUUACCCAUUCAGCAGCUCUACCCUCUGUCACAUCUCACCAAACCUUUUCAGUGUCAACAGCUGGUAAACAGUUCCAGUUGUCUUUCAUUGUAGAGGCUGCUGGGGAUCUGGAGGCUGUCUCAGCUGCUGGACUCCCUUGUGACUAGCACAACACACACAUUCAAGCGCAAUACCUCCCAAGGCAGAGAGGAGAGGAAACGUUCAACUUCGUCACCAGUGUGAAAAACUGAGAGCUGCUCAAUGGAGCUGUUGAUACUGCUGCUGCAAAAUCAAGACUGUGGUGUUCUUUGAUCACGUGUGUUUUUUUCAUUCUGCCUCCUUGCAAAUUGGAUUUCUUGAAGAACACUUUUUUUUUCCUUGCCAUGAGCAACAGAAUUCAGGAGCUGUAGGGAUACAGAAGGAAUAUUCCAGCUGACAUUCCGAGAGAGAGAGAGCUUGCAGUUCUAACCGUCAGAAUGAGCAUUGUUCUGAAGGCUAGGUCUCGGUCCACCAGCUCCUUGAGGAAUACAGAUGUGCUUAGUUUCGAUGUCGACAAUGGCACAUCAUCGGGACGGAGUCCCUUGGAUCCCUUGGCAAGUCCUGGAUCAGGGCUCAUCCUCCAGGCCAACUUCGUUCACAGUCGGCGGGAGUCCUUCCUGUACCGCUCAGACAGUGACUACGAUCUCUCACCGAAAUCCAUGUCCAGGAACUCCUCCAUUGCCAGUGACAUGAUUAAUUAUCAUCAGAGACCUGGUUUGGUUUCUCGGAGAUCAGAGCCAGUUCUUUCUGGAAAUCAUGGAGACGACCUGAUUGUAACACCCUUUGCACAGGUGCUGGCUAGUUUGAGAACUGUACGGAAUAAUUUUGCUACAAUAACCAACUUACCAGACCGAGCCUCAAACAAGCGAUCGCCCAUGUGUAACCAGCCGUCCAUCAACAAGACCUCCUUUACAGAGGAGGCCUACCAGAAACUGGCCGCUGAGACCUUGGAGGAGCUGGACUGGUGUUUGGACCAGCUGGACACACUACAAACCAGGCAUUCCGUCAGUGAGAUGGCCUCCAAUAAGUUCAAAAGAAUGCUUAACCGGGAACUUACCCACCUGUCUGAAAUGAGCAGAUCUGGCAACCAGGUCUCGGAGUUCAUAUCAAGCACAUUUUUAGAAAAACAACAUGAGGUGGACAUGCCUUCUCCAGCACAGAAGGAGAAAGACAAGAAAAAGAAGCCGAUGUCUCAGAUCAGCGGGGUGAAGAAACUAAUGCACAGCACCAGUUUAACAAACUCAAAUAUUCCACGGUUUGGGGUCAAAACAGAAAUGGAAGAUUCACUGGCAGCUGAGUUAGAAGACAUCAAUAAAUGGGGCCUUAAUGCAUUCAAAGUUGCAGAAUUUUCGGGAAACAGGCCUUUAACAGUCAUGAUGCACACAAUUUUCCAGGAACGGGAUUUGUUAAAAACCUUCAAAAUUCCUCUAGACACCUUUAUCACCUACUUGAUGACUUUAGAAGAUCAUUACCAUGCAGAUGUCGCGUAUCACAACAACAUCCACGCUGCUGAUGUUGCUCAGUCAACUCACGUGCUGCUGUCUACCCCUGCUCUAGAGGCUGUGUUCACCGAUCUAGAAAUUCUUGCUGCCAUUUUUGCCAGUGCUAUUCAUGAUGUAGAUCACCCAGGAGUAUCCAACCAGUUCCUUAUUAGCACCAACUCUGAGCUUGCCUUGAUGUACAAUGACUCAUCGGUGCUGGAGAAUCAUCAUUUGGCCGUGGGCUUCAAGCUGCUGCAGGAUGAAAACUGUGACAUUUUCCAGAAUCUGACCAAAAAACAGAGACAAUCACUGAGGAAAAUGGUCAUUGACAUUGUUCUUGCAACAGAUAUGUCCAAACACAUGAAUUUGUUGGCAGACUUGAAAACUAUGGUUGAAACCAAAAAAGUUACCAGCUCUGGAGUUCUCCUUUUAGACAAUUACUCAGAUAGGAUACAGGUUCUACAAAACAUGGUCCACUGCGCAGAUUUAAGUAAUCCUACCAAGCCGCUCCAGGUGUACCGGGAAUGGACAAACAGAAUCAUGGAGGAGUUUUUUAGUCAAGGAGACCGGGAGAGGGAGAGAGGCAUGGAGAUCAGCCCCAUGUGUGACAAGCACAACGCAUCAGUCGAAAAAUCACAGGUGGGGUUCAUAGACUACAUUGUCCAUCCUCUCUGGGAAACAUGGGCAGACCUGGUCCACCCGGAUGCACAAGACAUCUUAGACACACUAGAGGACAAUCGCGAGUGGUACCAGAGCACAAUCCCGCAGAGCCCCUCCCCAGCACCGGGUGAGCAGGAAGACGGCCGGCAGGGGCAGGCUGAUAAAUUCCAAUUUGAACUGACGCUGGAGGAGGACGGUGAGUCGGACACAGAGAAGGACAGCGGCAGCCAAGCUGAAGAGGAAGAGGAGGAGGAGGAGGAAGAGGAAGAGGAGAACAGCUGUAGUGACUCUAAAACCCUUUGCACUCAGGACUCUGAGUCCACGGAAAUCCCACUAGAUGAACAGGUGGGCGAGGAAGAGGAGGAGGAGGAAGAGGUCUCUGCAGAACCCUGCAUCGUAGAGGAGGAAGAACAGCCUGCCGACACAUAACAAUGCAGACAGCAUUAGAUAUAUAAAUAAAUAAAUAAUAAUAAUAAUAAUAAUAAUAAUAAUAAUAAUAAUAAUAAUAAUAAUAAUAAUAAUAAUAGUUCCAAAGCGCACAUGUUGCACAUCACAUCCUUGUCCACGCCUCACUCCCACUGGGCUGGACAGAGUAGAUCAGAGUCUGCUGGUAGUUCUAUAACUUUGCACUCAGGAAUAUUGUGUCAGAAUUUCAAGCUUAUUGGAGCAACACGUCAGUUGAUGACAUUCAACUCAUGGGUUCAAACGUUUUGAGGCUGGAGUGGGUUAUUUUAUUCUAGCAAACAGAAAGUAUUCCAGAAUAAUUGCAGUGGAUUAUAACUUGCCUGAAAAAGAAAGAAAAGAAUGAAAGGCUUUGUUUUUGUGUAACUGGAGAAAUGUGUACAACACUAGUCUGGAUGACAUCUCACCAGGACUCUUUCAUGGAAGAAAUAACAAGACAAUGCGAAAUGUGCAGAGUUGGGGGAAAAUAGCAACUUACCAACAAAAUACCACGAGGAAUAUGUUGUGUGGAUUAAACGAGACAGUUUUCUAAAUUUCAAGUCUUCCUUGAAAACAGACUGAAAAAAAAUGUUUUGACCUCUUGAGUUUUUGUAUUGUAUGUAAAAUGGAGAUAUUUUGUAGA